This is a messenger RNA of Lagopus muta (rock ptarmigan), 1916 nucleotides long. RefSeq names its product cleavage and polyadenylation specific factor 4 (gene CPSF4). The transcript has 8 exons. Gene Ontology annotation, molecular function: RNA binding; zinc ion binding. Lineage: Eukaryota; Metazoa; Chordata; Aves; Galliformes; Phasianidae. The coding region runs from base 204 to 935 and encodes 243 amino acids. The record is from RefSeq and is a predicted model, not a curated record.
UGGCCGGAGGCGGAGGUGGUUUCCCGGCAUCCUCCGGGACAGGCGGGCGGCGCGGCGCGGGGCGCGCGCGGCCGCCUUUACUCUUUGAGGCGCUGCCGAAACGAAGCAGGCUGGGCCGGGCCAGGCCAGGCCGGGCCUGGCCGCAGCCGGCCCCCACCAUUCCCCCCCUUCCCUCCCGGUGCCGUCGCCCCCCGGCUGCCACCAUGCAGGAGCUCAUCGCCAGCGUGGACCACAUCAAGUUCGACCUGGAGCUGGCGGUGGAGCAGCAGCUGGGGGCGCAGCCGCUGCCCUUUCCCGGCAUGGACAAAUCAGGUGCAGCUGUCUGUGAAUUUUUUUUAAAAGCGGCAUGUGGGAAAGGAGGUAUGUGCCCAUUCAGACACAUCAGUGGGGAAAAGACUGUUGUUUGCAAACACUGGCUACGAGGACUAUGCAAAAAGGGAGACCAGUGCGAGUUUCUGCACGAGUAUGACAUGACCAAGAUGCCUGAGUGUUACUUCUACUCCAAAUUUGGGGAAUGCAGUAACAAAGAAUGUCCAUUCUUGCACAUCGACCCGGAAUCUAAGAUCAAAGACUGUCCCUGGUAUGACAGAGGCUUCUGUAAACACGGUCCACUCUGCAGACACCGGCACACUCGAAGAGUCAUUUGUGUGAAUUACCUAGUAGGAUUCUGUCCAGAAGGGCCUACCUGUAAAUUCAUGCACCCUCGAUUUGAACUACCUAUGGGAACCACAGAGCAACCACCACUGCCUCAGCCAGCACAAACACAGCAAAAGAGGACACCCCAAGUUAUUGGAGUCAUGCAAUCUCAAAAUAACAACACUGGGAACAGAGGACCCCGGCCAUUGGAACAGGUCACCUGUUACAAGUGUGGUGAAAAAGGUCAUUAUGCCAACAGAUGCACCAAAGGACAUCUGGCCUUUCUCAGUGGACAGUGAAAGAGCAGAAAGAAGAGUGCAAGGGAGCUAUUAACACUGAGAAAAGGUUUCUGCCUUGCACUAUUUCUUGAACUAUUAAUCAGGUUGGUUUUUUAAUGCCAUUACUGAAAGAACUGGUCAGAGGCUGGCUGCUGCUAAGCAACAUUUUUGUAAUUGUCCACAACUUUUUUUAUGUUUUAACCUUUUUAAAAUAGAUUUUGGCCUCCGUCUACUUUCAUUGAGCCCUGCUGAAAGGCAGAUGUAAAAGCAAACAGACACGCAAAGCCCUCACCGGUGCAGCAUUCCAUGUAAAUGCAGCUGACCCCGGUGGUUUUUUUUUUAUAAAUGUUUUCCUCCUGCCACUUCUCUUUGGAGAACCUGCAGCAUUUCAGCACUCCCUGUGGAAGCAGAAAGACUGACUGGGAAAAUUAGUCCUUGAAAUGCCUUCCCUUCAGUGAGGAAUUCUGCUGUCCUGCUCUUACAAAGUGAAGUUGUGUUCCUAGAUCCAGUCUUGUGAGCUUGUCCUGGUGAUUGACUUAAUGCCUCACAUGCACCAGGCUAUAAAACUCUUGUCCACUUUGUUUCUGUGUUUCUUGCUAUACUGAAGGUUAGAAAUUAAUCUUCUGGGUGAGAACUGAUUUGGGAAGAAUAAAUUGGCAUCUCUGUAGUUGGCCAAAUAAUGAGAAGAAAUGAUUUUGGGAAAUUCACAUCUGCGUUCAUUUCCCAUUUGCAAAAAAUCACAGGGAAAUGAACACAGUUUAAAGUGUAGGAACAAAAGAGCCUUUUCUCAGCACCCCUGUCAUUCAGCUCACACCAAACAGGUAUUUCUGUAGCCUAGAGAAGACCAAGAAGUGGAGCUGUAUAUUUUUAUGGAACACUGCUUUUUAAAAGUGGUAGAACAUUCUUCUGAGAUCGUACCUCUGCAAGCCAAAACCCAUUUGUUUUGUGAGACAAAAAGGGCCAAUGAUAAAAUGUGAAUUAAAAAAAAACCAACAACUUGCA